AUGCGGAGGAUCUGCUCCUUCAUCCAUCUCUCCCUCUUCUGGGCAGGAGUCAUGCCAGCUGCUGUGUUGGUGCCUGUAAAACCAGAAGUGCCUGUGUCUGUUGGGGAGUCUGCCACCCUCAGGUGCUCUAUGCAAGGUGAAACAAUCGGUAACUACUACUUAAAUUGGUACAAGAAGACCCAGGAUGGCGCACUGACUUUCAUAUACCGAGAACCUAACACCUAUGGCCCUGGUUUCACGGACCGUUUCAAAGGAGCUGUUGAUAAUCAAAACAACCAGGGUGUCCUGAACAUUUCUAUGGUAUCAGAGAGAGACGAAGGACUUUACUACUGUGCCUGUGAUUACCACCCUGCUGCAGAUAAGCUCAUCUUCGGAAAAGGAACCCGUUUGACCGUGGAACCAGGGUAUCAGACUCCUACCAAACCAUCCGUUUUCGUCAUGAAAAAUGGGACAAAUGUCGCUUGUCUGGUGAAGGACUUCUACCCCAAGAAUGUGAAUAUAAUUCUCAACUCAUCCAAGAAGAUAAAAGAAUUUGACCCUGCUAUUGUCAUCUCUCCCAGUAAGAAGAAGUACAGUGCUGUUAAGCUUGGUCAGUAUGAAGAUCCAAAUUCAGUGACAUGUUCAGUUGAGCACGAAAGGGAAACUGUGCACUCCACAGACUUUGAAUUGAAGACAGAGUCUUCAGAUAAUCAAAAACCAACCAAAGCUGGAAAGACAGAAGCUCCAACAGCAGACCCUCAAAAUGCAGAUCCUCAGAAGACAAAGGAAACUUCAGAGAGCUGCCGUCAACCCAAAGUUCGUGCGGAGAAAGUGAACAUGCUGUCCCUCACCGUGCUGGGGCUACGAAUGCUGUUUGCCAAGAGCGUUGCCGUCAAUUUUCUCCUGACUGCUAAGUUAUUUCUCCUUUAAGGCUGAUGGGCACCAGGAGGCUACACUCCCUGAAGGAAACCAAGAGUUUACCAAGAAGCUUGCUCCUGGGCUUCUCACUUCCAGGUGAUUCCAGCUGACCUGCCACAGCCUUGUUUAAAUAGCUGCUAGAAAAACCAGUUUCUCUUGGAAGGCAACAAAUCCAGCUCAUCCUCCAGCCUGGCAGAAAGAUGAAAGUCUGGAGAGUGAGGGCUUAUGGUCCUAAGUGCUUCGUAUGUUGCUUUAUGAAGGAUAGAGGAUAUUAAUGGAUGUAGGACUCAGUUUUUUCCUCCUACAACUGAUAUACUUUGAAAGUGACAUUUCAUUCCUUUUGACUUUCUUUACGUUCAGAAGUAGAAAGUGGGAACCAACAAGUUCCCAGUUACACUCUUCAUGAAGAAAAAAGGACCCAGGGGAGGAAGAGUGGGUUUACUUUUACCUAAACUUGGACAUCUCUGCUUAACUUGCCAAGAUUUGCCCCAAAUCAGCAUCUUUCUAAUUCCCCCUCCUUGUGGCUUUUCCUACCCUCUAGAUCAGUGGUUCUCAACCUUCCUAAUGCUGCAGGCCUUUAAUACUGUUCCUGCGGGUCGUGACCCACAGGUUGAGAACCACUGCUCUAGACUUACUUCAGCAGCCACACUAGAAAUUUUGCAUGGUGAGGGAGCGGGAUAAAGUUUCAGCACUUUCUGCUUUUCCUAAUACUUUACAAAAAAUAUACAUUUGACUUUCCUAAUACUCUUUGAGCAGGCAAUGGGGUCUCUAAAGUCUCAUCUCAACACUCUUCAAUCUACUAGCAAUGAUCAGAAUGAGCUAGGUACUUUUUUCUGUUAAUUAAUUCAGUGCAUGUGAAUUGACUCCCUCUGGGUCCUGCUUUCAAGCAAGUGUUUUGGAAGAGGGGGAUAGUAAGGAAAUCUCUACCAUUCCUUAUAAAAUAAUAUUUUUACUGUCUUUUGCCUGCCAGUCCAUGUAAAGGGAGUUGGAGAUCAGUGGCCACUGAUUCUUUUGCCUGGCUUUGGUGUUGAUGGUUCUCUGCCUUUCUUCCCAGCCCCCAUCUCUGUUGCAUUUAUUAAACUGCACUGUA
Molecule: messenger RNA, 1987 nt
Organism: Otolemur garnettii (small-eared galago)
Lineage: Eukaryota; Metazoa; Chordata; Mammalia; Primates; Galagidae
Product: immunoglobulin lambda-1 light chain-like
Exons: 7
Coding region: 1-909 (302 amino acids)
Source: RefSeq, a predicted model, not a curated record